Thelazia callipaeda (thelaziosis nematode) is the source of this 717-nucleotide messenger RNA. NCBI's taxonomy places the organism in Eukaryota, Metazoa, Nematoda, Chromadorea, Rhabditida, Thelaziidae. The record is from the annotation of a GenBank genome assembly.
AUGUAUUUUUUAUUCGCUAAAAUUUUGUGGCUCAGUGGAUUUCCACCUGUGUUGAUUAUUUUAUACAUUACUCUACAAUUAAUAUCAACAGUAACUUACACUUUACCAACGUGUUGCUGCUGUUGUUGCUGUAAGAGAAAAAAAAAAUUAAGAAGAAGAAGAGAUUCAGAAGAUGAAGAUGAAGAAGAGGAAACCGAUAGUUCAAUAUUUAAAACAAAACAAAAGCCACCAUGCAUCGCACCUCCAAGACCACCAGCAAAUGCUGGAAUGGCUGGUACUUUCGAUCCAAAUUAUCAAACAUUAGCUGGUAUCGGUGGUGAGAUAUUUGGACAAGACAAAAAACGCGGAGAUGGAUUUCCACCAGUUCCAAAAGCACCAGCACAAGGUGGAAUGGCUGGUACUUUUGACCCAAACUACCAAACACUGGCUGGCAUUGGUGCAGAUGUAUUUGGGGCAGAUAAAGCUGGAGGUGGUAGAGGUGGUGCCGGUAUAAAAGCUCCAGCCCAUGGCGGUAUAGUUGGUGUCAAUGAUCCGAAUUAUCAGACAUUGGCCGGUAUUGGUGGUGAAAUCUUUGGUGCUGAUAAAAAAGCUCCCCCACUGCAACCUGUUCGUGCACCAGAUGCACCACAAGGAAAGGCAGGAACAUUUGAUCCAAACUAUCAAACAUUGGCAGCUGUGAAUCCAGACAUUUUUGGUGCAGAUAAGAAGAAAUGGUAG